GAACCCAUCUUGCACCAAAAGAAGCCCAACAUCAUCGAACUCGCGCACAAACGGGAGGGUUUUGGUGAGAAGCUCGUAGGAGAAACAGAGUGAGCUUCAUUUCUCGUCGCUCCGUCUAUCGAUUUCAGUGUCAAUGAAGCUCCUUCAAUCUGUCGCCGGUCAAAGCCGCUCGCUUGUCCGUUUUCUUGGACAGCGUCGAUCUUUUGCUGUUUCUACGGAAGAGUACAGAAAACGGAAUUACGCUGAUAAUGUUUCCGAGUACAAAACCGUUAUUGCCUCCCUCACUUCCCAGAGAAGGUACUUCUCAUUGAGGGAUGUGUAUGACGAUAUGAUGUUGGAUGGAGUGCAGCCUACAAUGGACGUUUUCCACUUACUGAUAACUGGAACCAUGAAAGGCGCUCGUUUCCAACAUGCUUUUUUCUUCAGGGAUGAAAUGAAGGCCAUGGGUUUGAUUCCUGAUGUUAGUCUGUAUAACAUGCUGAUCUCAUUAUGUGGUAAAUGUAACAACUCUGAAGAGGCUGUCCGGAUCUUAGAUGAGAUGAGGAGAUAUGAAGUGAAGCCAAAUUCACAGACGUACAUCUGUCUACUUAAUGCUUGUGCAGCUGCUGGUAGAUUAGAUCGCGUGUAUACGAUUGUCAGAGAUAUGACUUCUGCUGGCCUUGGCUUAAACAAGUUCUGCUAUGCUGGACUUAUAGCUGCACAUAUGAACAAGAAACCUGUGGCAGAUGAUUUUGCUACUAAAGUGGUUGAAUUUGUUGAACGGUCAAAGGAAUGGUUAUCGGUUGAUGCAUCAAGUGUAACAGCUGAAAAUGUAAUGAUGGGUGUUUCAGAAGAGGAAUUGUACAAUAUUCCGACUGCUGAAUAUGUUCAUAGACGUGGAGGAUUUUUGAACAAACAGUUGACUAUUUAUCAUGUUGCUUUAAAUGCUUGUGCAAAUCUCAAGAAUGUGGAGGUUAUGGAGACCAUAAUGGAUAUGUUAAAGAAGGAUGGAAAAACUCCCGAUGUCUACAUAAUAAUGCAAGUCAUGAGGUGCUAUCUACAUUCUGGAGAUAUUGAUCGUGGUCAUAAAGCUUUUGAGGAGCACUUAAAUUCUGGGGGUUCUGUAGCAGCUGAACUCUAUUCAACGCUUGUGGAAGGAGCCAUGAUUGGUUAUACACCAAAGGGAAUGCAAUUGGCUCAAGAAACACUGGAAAACAUGAAUUCCAGGGGCUUUUUCUUGAACGCCAGAUUAGGAAGUGAGCUCCUCCUUGCAGCAGCGGGUGAAAAGACUGGUGGUUAUACAACUGCCAAUUAUAUAUGGGACCUCUUGCAAGCUCGACAGAUAACUCCUUCAUUCGCUGCUGUGGACGCUUAUUACAGGGGAUUGAAGGAUCGUGAGAUUCCAGAAGAUGACGCUAGGCUUUUAUUAGUUUCUCGAAUCCACGAAAAUCUUCGAGCCAGAUUUGGUGGCGACCGAGCAUAAUCUAAAUCAGAUUUGGUGUCUCCACAUUGAGAAUAAUUUAUGCUCCAAUUUUAAUUGAUUCUUCCAUCAGUUGAAGGUAUGCAUUAUGAUGUGUAUCCAACGGUCUAUAGGUGUUUAAGCCUUUAGAAUUAUGUAUUUUGAAUAGUGAAAGUGGAGAUUUGAUAGCAAGUUUUGAGUACUUAUUUUGGCCUAGAUUUAAUUUUAAUUUUAGUAUUACUUUCAAAGAAUUACAAGUUUGGAUUCCAGUUUCUUUCUUUUGUGUAUAUUAUUAUACAUAGUGGUUUAAGUUUCA
Molecule: messenger RNA, 1754 nt
Organism: Cucumis melo (muskmelon)
Lineage: Eukaryota; Viridiplantae; Streptophyta; Magnoliopsida; Cucurbitales; Cucurbitaceae
Product: pentatricopeptide repeat-containing protein At4g35850, mitochondrial
Exons: 13
Coding region: 134-1462 (442 amino acids)
Cellular component (GO): mitochondrion
Molecular function (GO): protein binding
Source: RefSeq, a predicted model, not a curated record